AUGACGGAAAAGUCUCUGGAGGCGGAGAAAGGAUUGCAUCUUAACUCCCCGACAAAUUCAACCGAACGACUCACAGACACAACAAAGAACGCCGCGGAUAGCAUAUGUAAAGCUAUAACAGGUCCAACAGGCCCUCCGAACCCUUCAGCCCCCCCGGGGACUGGGAAACCUUUUGGACCUGGCAUGGGCCCCGCGGUCGAGUACCCCCGAGGUUUCAAGCUUUACUCGAUCAUCAUCUCGCUUUACCUCGCUGGCUUUUUGACUGCACUGGACCGUACUAUUGUCGUCAACGCCAUCCCCAGCAUCACAGAUCAGUUCAAUUCCAUCGACGAUGUCGGCUGGUACGGUAGCGCAUAUCUUUUGACGUUCUGUGCCUUUCAGCUGCUAUUCGGAAAGAUCUACUCGUUCUACAAUCCGAAAUGGGUGUUUGUGACGGCAGUGGUCAUCUUCGAAAUCGGAUCGGCUAUCUGUGGUGCUGCGCCCAAUUCGACGGCUCUGAUCAUCGGUCGAGCAAUCGCAGGCUUGGGAUCGUCUGGUAUCUUUGGCGGUAGUGUGAUUAUUACCUUCUUUACCGUUCCGUUACAUAUGCGACCUAUAUACUCGGGGAUUGUCAGUGUGAUCUUUGCCAUCGCAUCCGUCACAGGCCCCCUGAUCGGCGGUGGCUUCACACAACAUGUGAGCUGGCGCUGGUGUUUUUAUAUCAAUCUACCCAUCGGCGGCGUGGCUAUUAUUGCUAUCAUACUGGUGCUGCAGAUGCCCCCUGCGCGCAAGGCCGGUACACCUGUGCGAGAGCAGAUCUUACAAAUGGAUCCUUUGGGCAAUCUGUGCCUCAUUCCCGGGGUGGUAUGCUUGCUGCUUGCUCUGCAAUGGGGCGGAGCCACCUAUGCUUGGAACAACGGGCGUAUCAUUGCAUUGCUGGUUCUGGCGGCAGUGCUGCUAGUGGCUUUCAUUGGCAUUCAAAUCUGGCUACAGGAUAGAGCCACCAUUCCACCACGUGUGAUGAAGCAGCGCAGUAUCGCCGCCGGGGUUGCCUUCACUUUGAUGGUCACCGCAGCUAUGAUGACUUUUACCUUCUAUCUACCAAUCUGGUUCCAAGCCAUCAAGUCCGCCUCGCCUGUGAGCUCCGGUGUCAUGAUGCUACCAACAGUCAUAUCCUCUGCAUUAGCUAGUCUUAUAGCAGGGUUUCUAAUUCAUCGUAUCGGAUAUUACACACCGUUUAUGAUCGGUGGAUCCGUACUCAUGGCGAUCGGGGCUAGUCUUCUGACGACAUUUACUCCAAACAUCAGCGAAGGCAAAUGGAUUGGGUAUCAAAUUCUUUGGGCUGUGGGAUGCGGAAUGAGCAUGCAACAAGCGUCUUUGGCGGCCCAGGCCGUUCUUCCGCGCCAGGAUGCUCCAAUUGGCAUUUCUCUGAUCUUCUUCGCGCAAUCUCUAGGUGGAUCGAUAUUUCUCGCUGUUGAUCAGGCUGUGUUCAGCAACAAGCUAUCCACUAACCUAGGCGAUAUGUCCCGCAUCACUGGCAACGGAGUCACCAGCGUCCAGAGUCAUGUCAGCCCGCAAGAUCUGCCGCAGUUCCUGAAUGGGUACAACGGAGCGGUGGUGAGUGUGUUUCGCGUAGCCCUGGCCACUUCUUGCGCAUGUGCCGUGGCGGCUGCUUGUAUGGAAUGGAAGAGUGUCAAGGCUGAGAAAGGUGGUCCUGGAGGACCAGCGAAGCCGGACAUAAGCCCUGGAAAGGGCACUGCAGCAUAA
This is a messenger RNA of Aspergillus clavatus NRRL 1, 1746 nucleotides long. RefSeq names its product MDR family MFS transporter. The transcript has 3 exons. Gene Ontology annotation, biological process: transmembrane transport. Bases 1 to 1746 code for a protein of 581 amino acids. The record is from RefSeq and is a predicted model, not a curated record. Lineage: Eukaryota; Fungi; Ascomycota; Eurotiomycetes; Eurotiales; Aspergillaceae. Gene Ontology annotation, molecular function: transmembrane transporter activity.